This is a messenger RNA of Cololabis saira (Pacific saury), 1448 nucleotides long. RefSeq names its product serine (or cysteine) peptidase inhibitor, clade H, member 2 (gene serpinh2). Gene Ontology annotation, molecular function: serine-type endopeptidase inhibitor activity. Gene Ontology annotation, cellular component: endoplasmic reticulum. Gene Ontology annotation, biological process: collagen fibril organization; negative regulation of endopeptidase activity. The record is from RefSeq and is a predicted model, not a curated record. NCBI's taxonomy places the organism in Eukaryota, Metazoa, Chordata, Actinopteri, Beloniformes, Belonidae.
AGGAGCCGGGACGUGCCGGGGUGACGUGGACGGGGGCCGGGACUCGGGGGCCGGGACGUCCAGCCCGGUCCAGCUGCAGAGGAGACGCGAGCACGUCCCGUAGUUCACGGUCUACCAUGCUGCCCAGACUCCCUCUCUUUCUCUUGGUUUGUGUGCAAGCUGUCUUUGUGCAGGGGGGCACAACCGGUUCGUCCAAGAGCCCCGCUGACCCAGGGACCCCAGCACCUCGACCGCCUUCCCCUCUGGGCGACCCGAGCUGGGCUCUGGGUCUGCGUAUGUACAAGGCCAUCCGCUCCAACUCAAAGUCGCCAAACACCAUUUUCUCCCCUCUCCUCUUGGCAUCCUCGCUCGGAGCCCUGGUGGAAGGUUCUUCGGGUACCACUGCCACCCAAAUCCAAGACCUCCUCAAGCCACAAUCCCCUCCCGAGGCAGGAGAAAAGGUUGGGGGGGUUCUGACUGGGGCGCUGAAGAGCUUCACCGAGGCAAACGGAACCAGCUUUCACCUGCACGCUUCCUCGGCAGUGUUCACGAAGCAGGUCCCGGCCGUCAGCCCGGCCUUUGUAAAGGAGAGCCAGACCAGGUUUGGGCUGCAGCACCAGACACUCGGGGAAGGAGACUCCACGGCCGACCUGAGACAGCUGCACCAAUGGGCGAAGGGGGACGGAGCUCCUCUGGAGGCAGACAUCAAGGCAAAAGCUGGAGCCCUCAUCCUGGCAAAUGCUGUCCACUUUAAAGGGCUGUGGGAGAGAGAGUUCAGCGAGGACAGCGUGGACCGCCGGGCCUUCCUGGGGAAGACGUACACCAAAGUGGUGAUGAUGCACAGAGCAGGUUUGUACCGCUUCCACGAAGACGUUGAGAAUAUGGUGCAGGUUCUGGAGGCACCUCUGUGGGGGGGCAAGGCCAGCCUGGUGCUCCUGCUGCCCUUCCAUGUGGAAAAUCUGGCCCGCUUGGACAAGCUGCUGACCCUGGACCUGCUGUCCAAGUGGCUGCAGAGGGCCGCCGUGAGCAGCGUGGCCAUCUCCAUGCCCGUGGCCAACGUCAGCAGCGCGCUCAGCCUGCAGGAGCAGUUGUCUGCUCUGGGCUUGACCGAUGCCUGGGACCAGGCGGUGGCCGACUUCUCCAGGGUGUGGGACGGGAGCGAGGGGGCCCUUCACCGUGGCGUCCUCCAGUGGACGUCCCUGGAGCUGGCCGCUCGCGCAGGGACACAGGACGCAGAACCGGAGGAGGAGGAGGUCGCGGAAAGGCCCAAGGUGUUUUACGCCGAUCACCCGUUCGUGAUCUGUGUCAGGGACAACGCCAGUGGAGCCCUGCUGCUCAUAGGAGCUCUGGAGCACGUCGAGGGAACGGCCUUACACGACGAGCUGUAACCUUUAUUUUGAUCAGUCUUUUUAGUAGUUUUGUAUCAUUAUAACAGGACCAUACAGUCAAACAGAAAAGAGAAACAAAAA